Molecule: messenger RNA, 1583 nt
Organism: Drosophila nasuta
Lineage: Eukaryota; Metazoa; Arthropoda; Insecta; Diptera; Drosophilidae
Gene: Scgalpha
Product: sarcoglycan alpha
Exons: 5
Coding region: 23-1342 (439 amino acids)
Cellular component (GO): membrane; sarcoglycan complex
Molecular function (GO): calcium ion binding
Source: RefSeq, a predicted model, not a curated record
CGUCGCAUAAAACUCAAUUGAAAUGCAGCUUAUAAUCCUUAUUGUGGCAUGUCUGGCCAUACACGGCGUCCAAUCCUUUAAGCUGAAACUGCAAGCAAAUGUAGGGGAAUUAUUCAACUAUAAAAUCGAGCCACAACUUUUCAACUGGACACACCAAGUGAUUAGCGAACAGUUUCGCUAUCGACCUUCACUGCAGCACUAUCCCGAUCUGCCCAGCUGGAUGCGCUACAUGUAUAGUCACGAGUACCAUGCGGGAUUCCUUUAUGGCACGCCUCCCAUCUCCGCAGCAGGCAAAACCCUCAACUUGGAUGUAGUGGCCUUGAAUCGACAGAAUUACGAGACACGUCAAAGCGUCAUUAGCAUGUUUGUGGCGCAUAAAUUUGUGGCACCCAAUGUGGUGCAAAUGAAGAUCGACAACCUGAAUUGGGUACAUCUCAUGGAUCCGGGACGCGUGGAGAACUUACGAAAUAUAUUCCGCAAAGAUCUCUGGCCGGGCAGCAAAGAAGAUCUCAGUGUGGUCUUUAUGGAGUCUGCGGUCAACAUGGGCGGUCGUCUGCCACUGCGUCCUCAGCAACGUGAGGGCGUGAUCGUUCAUGUAGGCAGUUUUGCACAGUUCUCGCCGCGUUUGAAGCAACUUCAAGAGGAAGUGCGUCCACUUUACAAGCUGCCAACGUGCACCUACAAACGCACCUCGGUGCAAAAGAUCUUCGAGAAUGUCGGUUUCAAGCUGGACUGGUGUGCCUUUAAAAUGGUUGGCAUAGAGACGCCCACCGAGGUGUUGUACCAUAAUAACGAUGCUAAGCAUAAGCAGCAUCAACUGACAGAGGAGCAGCAGCAGCGUCGCAAUGAUCGCUGGCUGGGCAUUCCUCGCGAGGAUGUUCCCAUGCGCAAUUAUAUCGAUGAGUUUGCCUUUGCCUUUGCCAUUCCAGGCAUGAUUUUGGCGGUGCUUUUGGGCAUGCUUUCUGCCGUGCUCUGCUUCCAGCAUCACAAGUUUUAUGAUCCACAUUCAGAGUUUUUCUUUGACAACAUUUUUCAUUUGUGUGAAGAAUCGUGCGCCAAAUCCGAGAGUGUUUCCGAUGAUGACAGCUCCCUACAUAUGGAUUAUCCCAUGUCUUCCACCGUGCAGAUGGUUCAAUGCUCGGACACAAAACCAAUGCAACCAGUGACAACGCUUAAGAGUCUCAAGGAUCCCAAUUUUCUGUUGGACAACACGAGCCUGCGCUCCCAAAGCCCCAACAAUAGCUUGUAUCAACUAGAUAGCGGAGUCGCUGGGAUUUAUGCACGUCCCAAGCCCCCGCCGUAUAAGGGCGGCACCUUGGGACGCAAUGGCGUGGACAUAUGACAAUCAUCAGAACCCCGGGUGCUGUAUUGUUAAAAGCGCGCCUCGCACAUUCAAAGAGAAAGCAAUAAACCAAAGCAGAAGAAACUCCAUUAAACAUUGCCAGCGUAAACGUGGGCUUACAUUUACAUAUAUCAUAUAACCGCAUCGAAAUAUCAUUAAUAUCAAUUAUAUAGUGUUGUAAUUUAGUUGGAAUCUUAGCUUUGUUGCAAAUUAAAUAUAUAUAAAUAUGUCAUAAAAAUAA